GCCGCCCGCUCUACGGCUCCACUCCCCGGUCCGCUGGCGCCAAAAGAAGUCGCCAGGCCAGCUAGGAACCGCGUGGCGCAGAAAGCCAGGGCGCCGCUGGCGAGGUGAUAAAGGAGCAGGGCGCGAGACACGCACCCGCGCCGCCCUCACCGUGACGGGCGGGGGCGCAGGAUGAUGACGCCGAAGAGGCGCACGGCGCGGCAACUGGGCAGAGCCGUCUUCGCUCGUUCCCUUUUGUCCAAGAUGGCAGCUGCCGCCGGAGGCGCCUCUUGAAUCGCGGGCCCCGAAGCCAUGAAGCGGGCGACCGAGCGGGAUUCCAGCCCGGGCGGGUCCGGGGGGACACGUGGCGCCUCCUCCACGAAAAGGCCUCGAGAGCGCGAGAGCAGCGCCAGCGGGGGCGGGGGAGGCGGCGGCGGCAGCAGUAGCAGCCGGCGGGGCCCACACCGGAGUUCGGGCGCCUCCUCCUCGUCAUCCGUUUCCACCUCCGUCUCGUCGCGCAGCAGUCGGGACAAGCCUGCCGCUGGCGGUUCCAGCUCGCGGAGCCAUCGCGGGGAGGAGCGGCCGGGAGGCGGAGGCGAUUCGAACCACCGCGCAGCCUCCUCCAGCGCUAGGAACAGCAGCAGCCAAACCGCCGCCGCGGCCCCUGCCGUCCCGCUUCCCCUGCCCUCCUCCUCCUCCUCCUCGUCUUCUCGGGCGCUGGGGCUCGUCAAGGCCAAAGUGACCGCUGCGGCGGUGGUUGCCCCUUCCUUGCUCCUGGGUGGGCCUCCAUCCGUGGCAGCCCCGUCGCUCCUCUUGGCCCCUGGCCUUGGUUUGCCGGCCGGGGUGGCUCUGGCAGGUGAGCCUCCUGGCUCCAGUGACUACAAGACUCUGCUUGUGAGUGGCCUGGGCCCAGCCUUACCUGACCAGCUGCUGGAAGAUGGCCUCUUUCGCCAGUUCCAGAGAUUUGCUAGCGGCGGUGCCAGCGACAUUAGUGUCAAGCUCUCCCACACACCUGAACUUGGCCGUGUUGCUUACGUUAACUUCAGGCACCCUGCCGAUGCCCGUGACGCUCGACGGCAUGCCAGAGCCAGGCAGCUUCUCCUUUAUGAUCGGCCUCUGAAGGUGGAGCCUGUGUACCUGCGAGGGGGCCGCCGGAGCCGUACUCCUCCACCUACCCCCUCUCCUGAACCCUUGGCUUUUCUCCCUCCUAUCCAUGGUGUUUAUCCAUAUAAACAGAGAUCGCUGUCUCCUGUUGCCAGCCCUUUGCUGAGAGAGCCUAGACCUCGACACGCUCAAGCUGCAGCAGCAGCAUUUGCCUUGGAAGCUGUUGCCUUGGGACUUUCUCGAGAGAGAGAGAGGGUGCUGGAUUAUUAUGGGUUAUAUGAUGAACGGGGCCGUCCUUACAGCUAUCCCUUAGUGGCUGAGGAGGAUUUAAUGCCAGAAGAUGACCAGAGAGCUACCCGGAAUCUCUUCAUUGGCAAUCUUGAUCACAAUGUCUCUGAGGUGGAACUCAGGCGUGCCUUUGAAAAAUACGGUAUCAUUGAGGAAGUGGUGAUCAAGAGGCCUGCACGGGGUCAAGGUGGAGCCUAUGCCUUCCUUAAGUUCCAAAACCUGGACAUGGCACAUCGGGCCAAGGUUGCCAUGUCUGGGCGGGUUGUUGGCAGAAACCCUAUCAAAAUUGGCUAUGGGAAAGCCAAUCCGACUACCCGACUUUGGGUUGGUGGCCUUGGUCCAAGUACUUCUCUAGCUGCUCUUGCUAGGGAGUUUGAUCGUUUUGGUAGCAUUAGGACUAUUGACUAUGUGAAAGGGGACAGCUUUGCCUAUAUUCAGUACGAGAGUUUGGAUGCUGCUCAAGCUGCCUGUGCACAAAUGAGAGGCUUCCCUUUGGGCGGUCCAGACAGGAGACUUAGAGUAGAUUUUGCUAAAGCUGAGGAGGCCCGCUAUCCUCAGCAGUAUCAACCUGCACCACUUCCUGUACACUAUGAAUUGCUCUCUGAAGGCUAUAGCAGACACAGGAGCCUGGAGCAAGACUUAAGGGUGAGGGAUAGGACUCCUCCUCAUCUCCUUUACUCAGAUAGAGAAAGGAGCUUUCUAGAGGCUGAUUGGGCCAGCUCUGUCAAAAAUGCAGAGCGCAGAAAUAACUUGGAGGCAUACAGUCGUUCAGCACGCAGCCGGAGUGGAGAACGUUGGGGCAGCGAUAGUGAUCGCAGUGUUCUCAAGCCCUGGGAGGAAAGGCGUAAACGUCGUAGCCUUUCCAAUGACCGUGGGAGGACUACUCAUUCCCCAUAUGAGGAGAGAGGCAGGACAAAGGCUGGUGGGCCAGGAGCUGAUCGUAGCCCCGAUCGGGUUCGGAAGGAGAAUCACACUACAGAAUCUACCACAGAGAAAGAACAAAAUAACUCGCUGCAGAAUGAUCGACAUACAUUAGAGGAGAAACCUCACCGUGAAACCUCUGAUCCUCCCCAGCCCAAAAAAAGAGACAGUGAACGUAAUCACCGAACCGGUGAGUCUGAAUCAAAGGCUCACGAAGAGUCCAAAUCUGAAACAAAGAAGUUAAAAACAUUAUCCGAUUAUGCCCAUACCCUGCAGCUUGCUUGGAAUGGACUACUUGUCCUUAAAAACAGCUGCUUUCCUACAUCUAUGCACAUCCUUGAAGGAGACUUGGGAGUCAUCAACGGGCUUCUGAAAGACCAUUUGUCUGGUGGAAAGCUAACACAGCUUAAGAUUGCUCAGAGACUUCGGUUGGAUCAACCCAAACUGGAUGAAGUAACUCGCCGUAUCAAGCAAGGGAGCCCUAAUGGCUAUGCUGUGUUACUAGCUACCCAGGCUGCUCAAGGAGCAAGUGCUGAAGGAACCUUCCCAGUGGCGGAGCCUGGCUUACAAAGACGGCUUCUCAGGAACCUGGUCUCUUACUUGAAACAAAAACAGGCUGCAGGAGUCAUCAGCCUUCCUGUGGGAGGGGCAAAGGGCAGGGACAGCACAGGCAUGCUAUAUGCUUUCCCUCCUUGUGAAUUUUCUCAGCAGUACCUCCAGUCCGCACUAAGAACAUUGGGAAAGUUAGAAGAAGAACAUAUGGUGAUAGUGAUAGUCAAAGACACUGCCUAGUAUUUACUCUGUAUCCAUUUCCUCUUUAUCUCCUUGUUUCAAUUCUCUGUUUUCUUUGUGUCUCACACUGCCUGGUUGCUUUUAGGGCCAAUUAUUUUGAGUGAGGCCCUAAGAGUCCUCCCACCAAAUUCUACAAUUGUAUUAGUUUCUAAUAUUUUUAAUACCCAUUUUAAUGAAUCCCAUUUUGUUUCUUUUACUACGUGACACUGUCUGCUGUGUUCUUAUUUUUUAAAAAAAAUAUAUGGAAAGUUGUCAGUAAAGCCUUGUUCGCUGAUGGAUUUUUUUAAUUUUGUGCAGUGUCCUGGUUUCUGUAGUCUGCCAAUGGCUGGCUCUGUGUUCCAGAAUAUAACAGCUAAUGACUUUACCAAAUUCAGUUCUUCCACUCUACUGCUAUUUAACACUAUUAUGCCAGUUUUGUGCUCUUUUUAUUUCUUCAGUAAUUGAAGCCUGGUUGCUUCUUUCCUCAGUGGUAGGUAGCUAGUGCUUUUUUUUUUUUUUAAAGACAAAAGUCAGUGUAUCCUUCAGACCAACCUUUUCCUGGUGGAUGAAAGCUUUUAAGGUGGUCUUAGCCAAAGAACAGCUGUGUAAAACUUAAAAGCUUCAGUUAAUCCUCUGCAACUCUUGGUGCAAUUAAAAAAAAUGAGGCACCUUGGGUUGUUUUUUUCUUCCUCUUGAUUGUGUUGAUUGUUGGAUUGAUUAUAAUAUUGCAAACUGAAAGCUGUUCUUAAAUAUCUUGUCUAGUAAUAAUUAUGGGCUUCUCAGGAAGACAAAUAACCAGGCACUUGAGCAGGACCUGAUAACCACAUCUCUGUGAUUGUGUUGUUCAGCUCCUUCAUCAGUUAAUACAGCAAAAAUAAAAGACAAAACUUGACAAAUUGCCUGCUUAUAGUGUUUGUACUAUCUGAUAUAAUACUAUCAAAUUCUAAACUGCAUCCCUUUUUAUAUCCAAAGGGUUAGGCAAAUGUAUGUGCUACUUGGAUGUAUUCUGAAGCACUCUUAUCACAAUUGUACAAAUGCAGGAUAUAGUUUGUCUAUACCCUUUACCACAGACAAUUAUGUUGUACGUAAUGCAUAUACAUCUAUUUUACCUUAGACUGGAAAUUGUAAUUGCAAAUGAAUUCGCAUAUAACUAUUGCUGGAAUAUACUACUUUCAUAAGGUUUUUGUGAAGUAGUCCCGUGAGGACUGUCAUGUAUAUUCUUUUUAAAAAGCAUGUAAUGAAAUCCUCCCCCUUCUACAGCCAAGUUAGCUCCCUUGUGUCUAACUUACGCAAUUAAUAAAUAGCUGUAAACCUAGUUACUUUCCAGAAUUCACUGUUGCAGUUCACUUCUCCAGAAAUUUGAAACUCCCAAAAGAAUGGGAAGGUAGUUGGAAGAAAGGCUUGUAGAUGAUUUAGCAGAUACAUGAAUCAGAGUAGCAAGAAGUACACUACGGACAGAUGCUAUACUUUGUACAAUCUAUUUCCACUCUUUCCUUUCCCAAUGCACUUAAGGAAUGCUUUCAAUAAUACAAGGUGGUCAUGAUUUUGCUCAGGAAGAGCAUUUUCACACCCCAAAUUCUUAAGCUGUUGUUCAAACAGCUAGUUUGGAAUUGAGAUCAGACUCCUUCAAACUAGAUGUGCUGGGACUAUAAAACAUUUGGUUGAAAAUUCUCUUGAGUUACAACAUUAGGUUGAAAAAGACAGUUUAUAUAAUAUAAACAUUGUUCUAAGGGUUUUUGGUAUUUUCUAUAUCAUAGCAUUUGUGUCUAAAUUGCUAAUCCUUAAAAUGUGCAAACACGUGUCACGAGAAUAUAUCAAUAUGCAAUUUUACAGUGGUGAUAUUCCUGAAUAUUUCAAGUAUUAACAGUAAUUUAUUACAUAGAAGCUGCUCAAUGGUGUUGUGGUUAAUCUAUGUGCUGUAAACAGGAUACCCACUGCAUUAGCAUGAACAAAUCACUUCAUCUUCUAUCAACGAGCAAAUAAUUUUAAUGAAAGGUUUCUGUCUCACAACCAUUGAAAAUCAUAAAAGGUGUUGCAAAUAGACUUCAAAGAAGUUUUUAAAUCAAUUCUUAAAAAAAUUAUCUAAAAACUAUGCAAAUUAUAUGAAGUAGUAACUGUUUUCUGCUAUUUCCAAAUAUUAAUGUGUGUAUUUUAUGUAUAUUUUUAUGUUGUGAGCCACCCAGAGUUAGGCAGUCAUACAAAUAAUAGUAAUAAUAAUGAGGUAAAUUUUUAAACCCAUAAUUUUUCUUUUUUUUUAAAUCUACAUAAAAUGAAGUGUCCACUCAUUUACUUGGGCUUCUAUACUUCAACACCUGUACUAUUGAUACGAAACAGUAUGAGCAAUUAUUUAACAAAUCUGAGACUACCUGAUCCUGGGAAAUAAGCUAAGUAGAAAGUAAAGAGGCCCUGGGCUGAAAACUGGGAAAAUAUAAGUCCUAGUAACUCCUCAGGCACAAGGCCAAUCUGGUGACCUUGGAAGCCUGUCGCUCAGUCAGGCAAUGGCAAACCACUUGAGAAAAAGGUUGUCAAGAAAAGUACAGGGACUAGUCCAGUUACCAGGAAUCAACAAUGACUAGAAGGCACAAAGGAAACUAAAUAGAAGUAAAGAUGUACAGUAAUCUCACCUCAAUUUUGUAAAGCAUUCUAUAAUUUUACCUCAAACUGGCACUUUUAAUCAGCAUGCGUCUACAUUUAUUUCAUUUUAGGCUCGUUUGUAAAGCUGCUCUGAUUACGUCAAAGUCUGGUUAGGCUGUGAACAAAUAUUUUAAAAAUACAAAGAGGCUCUAUGAAGUUUUUGCUCUUACCUUUAGGGGUUGGGGGUUUAGGUAACCUCAAUUGCAAAUAUUUUGUUGGCUUUAGCAUGUAAUACCUGCAGCUUUAUAUCCAACCCGUAUCUUCAUUUUUACAAAAUCAACAGUUUUAUUUGCAACUUAUAAUUAAGAUUUUUCUAUGAGCAAACACUAAAUGAUGAAUAAGAAACAUGCUAGUGCAACGCCACAAAACAAUCUAUUAACUCUUCCUAACUAACAAAUUGCAUUUGUUUACUCUAUGGUGGUGUAGUGGCUUAUAUAAAGCAACAUUUUUAAACUAUGGAUGUAGGUAGAGAAUAAACCUUAGAUAUUGCAUUGUAAUGCACAAUAUGCUUUAGUCUAAUCAUAUUGUUUGUAUUUUUAUUCUGCAAGUUUGGAAGGUUUGGAUCAGUUAUAUAACUGUGAUGAGCAAUUUGCCUAUAUCUUAAUUAGUUAAACCAAACAUGAUUAUCAUCUAAGCUAAUUUGAACACUUCAUUGAUAGACUAAUGGUACAUAUUAAUAAAGUCAGAUUUAUCAACUGUUAAGAAAGGAACUUGGGCACAACUCUUGGCCAAAGGAAAAAAAAUUAAGGCAGCCUGCUAAUAUGCAAUUUGCUGGAACAAGCCAAGUUAAGCCCAUGUCUGGCCAAGACAUAUCCAGCAGAUUUUCCAACUCUAGUACUAGUCAAUUGAACAAAUGUGUUCAUAAUGCAAUUUUUAAACAGAAUCAAUUAACAUUUAUUAAAAGGAAAUGUUUUGGAACAAGCUAACUGUAAGGAGAAAUGUGUGAACUUUUAAAAACAGUGCUAUUCAUAGCCUCAGUACAUACUAAGUUCAAAGUUUUUAAUUCAGAAAGGCUGGAACAAUACCAAUGAAUGAGCUAUAAGCUCUGCUGAGUGUGGCUUCUUACUCACAAAGUGGAAGAUAAAUGCUGGUCUACAUUGUAGAACUACUACAAAAUUUUGUAAAGAUGCUAUAAUGUAAGUAACAUCUGAAGCCAACAGCUCCAACCUCUACAGAUCUUUAUGUAUUUGCAUCAUCUUAUCAAUCUUCUAGAUAUAACUAGAAGGAAGGAAUCAAAACUCUGGAAGAGUUCACUUUUUUGGUUUCCAAAUUAUUUUGGCAAUGGCCACGCACAACUGGAGAUCAGAAUUGUCACAUAACUCAGUGAACGUGAUUCAUCUGAUAAGUGUUCAUUGUGUGCUCUUGUUAAAUCAGUCCAGAGAGCACAACUCUUACAUUCCUGGGAAUGCGGCAGCAUUUGUUAUCUCCAUUACCCAUAUUUUGCAUUUUAAGUAACUUAUUGCCUUCAUUAUCUUCACUUGGAACAAGGUGGCAAUAGAUGUGACAGAAGCUCAGAGUUAUGAACAGACAGGACUUGGAAUCUUAUUUUUAUUUAUUUUUUAAUAAAUACAAUUUACAUUAAAGGAAAAGGAUUUCAAUUUGUAAUUUUCACAGAGGGCGGAAGGGUACGGGGAGAGAAGAUUAAAAAUGCCAACGUCAAAAAGAGGGGGGGGGUAUGUGGCAUAGGUGGAGGGAGGCUUGCAAGCCAGAGUCCUUCAUCUCCAGCAGUGGCAGGUUCUUAACAAGACCUGGCUGGACCUUCAGCCCUCCAUCAAAGCUCCUGCAGCAGGAGCCCUCGUAGGGCUUCAGACAGGACAAGAGGCAUAGGACAAAAAAAAAAAGACCUUUUCACAGCAGGUAGCAACAACUCCAUUAAAAAAUCAUGUUCAAAAUAAUCCACGGUUUCACAAUCCAUGAUUCAAUCCCACACUUCAGUAAAAAUGCCCUAUGUUAUUUUUAAAUUUGUUUUUUUUUUUUUAAUCUCCAAGAAAGCCAUUUGGAUAAUUUAAAUUUUAGAA
Molecule: messenger RNA, 7715 nt
Organism: Notechis scutatus (mainland tiger snake)
Lineage: Eukaryota; Metazoa; Chordata; Lepidosauria; Squamata; Elapidae
Gene: RBM15B
Product: RNA binding motif protein 15B
Molecular function (GO): RNA binding
Source: RefSeq, a predicted model, not a curated record